Molecule: messenger RNA, 2746 nt
Organism: Daucus carota subsp. sativus
Lineage: Eukaryota; Viridiplantae; Streptophyta; Magnoliopsida; Apiales; Apiaceae
Product: protein FAR1-RELATED SEQUENCE 5-like
Exons: 4
Coding region: 156-2585 (809 amino acids)
Biological process (GO): regulation of DNA-templated transcription
Molecular function (GO): zinc ion binding
Source: RefSeq, a predicted model, not a curated record
GGUCGAGCUCGAUUUCAUCUCCGGCGCGACUCGAUUUCUUCUCCGGCGCGACGCGAUUUCUUCUCCGGCGCGACCUGAUUUCUUCUUCAACGAUCUUCUUGUAUCUUCUCCGGCGCGAUUUGAUUGCAGUUAAAGUGGGAUCUUGAUAUUAUGCCAUGUCUUCUUCUUCAAAUCAAGCUUUGUUGUCUAUUUUCAGUGUCGAUUCUAAUGGAAUCAUUGAACGCACAUCAGGUAAUAUUCCUCAAACUGGUGAAGGCAACAAUAUAUUGAUUGAUACUGGGUGUGAUUCCACUGCAAACAAUGAGGUUGAAGAAUUUAUAGAAGGUUUUGAUGAUUCUUUUAGUAAGAAUAUUCAGUUGUGGAUACCAAACGUAGCUAAUACAGAUUUAAAACCUUAUCCUGGUCAACGUUUCAAAGAUACUGAAGCUGCUUACAAUUUUUAUGCCGAGUAUGGAAGAAAAGCAGGUUUUGAUGUUCGCAAAGAUACACAAAGGGUUAGGAAUGGGAUUAUUAUCCACAAACAUAUUGUUUGUUCAAAAUCGGGUAAUCUAAAUCAGUCAACAAGUAUGAAUUCUGAUGAUAAUGCAGAAUUGUCUCGUAUAUCUAGUAGUGAAGGUAGCACAGUUAGAAAAAGGAGGAAAACAGCUACAAUGAAAUGUGAUUGCACUGCAAAAAUUGUGGUAAUGUAUGAUGGGAAGAAGGAAUAUGUUAUUGAUCGUUUCAUUGAAGGUCAUAAUCACUCAAUGGCAUCUGAUUAUGCGAAGCAAUUCCUACGUGUUAAUCGCAAUAUGAAUACUGUUCAAAGAAAAUUUGUUGUUGAUGCUGCUAAGUCAAAUAUUGGGGCAUAUAGGGCACAUAGUCUUUACAAGUCGUUGUGUGGAUCCUAUUCAGAUGUAGGAGCAACUGCGAAAGAUUUUCAAAAUUGGAUGAGAGACGUUAAAUUGUAUAUCGGAAAGAGAGAUGCAGAUAUGUUGAUUGAGAAGUUUAAAACAAAAAAGGAGACAACUAAUGGUGGUUUUUUUUAUGAGUAUGAGACUGAUCCAAAUGGGCAUUUGACUCGAAUUUUUUGGGCUGACGUGGAAGGUCGUCAAAGUUAUGAAAUUUUUGGAGAAGUGGUUUCUUUUGAUGCUACAUAUCGUACAAAUAAGUAUGGUAUGGUUUUUGUACCCUUUAUUGGGGUUGAUAAUCAUUGGAAAAGUGUGACAUUCGCUGCUUGUUUGCUUAAUCACGAAGAUACACCAAAUUUUUCUUGGGCCUGUGAUAUGUUACUAAAAGUUUUCAAGCGGCCUCCAAAAUGUAUAAUAACAGACCAAUGUCCAGCAAUGAAAAUUGCAAUUGCUGAAAAGUUUCCAGAUUCUAUUCAUCGUUAUUGUAUGUGGCACAUUAUGCAGAAGUUUCCUGCCAAGAUUGGUGUUCUUUUUUGUGCAGAGUCUGAAUUUAUGAAAAAGUUGAAUAAGUAUGUGUGGUCUUCUCAUUUGACAGUUACUGAAUUUGAAGCUGGAUGGUCUAGUAUAUUGAAGGAGUUUCAAUUGACUGAGCACAUUUGGCUGAAUGAGAUGUAUGAAAUGAGGAACUCUUGGAUUCCUGCUUUUUUCAGGGAUAAACCGAUGGGAGGGUUAUUGCGAACUACAUCAAGGUCAGAGAGUUCAAAUAUUUACUUUAAUCAUUUUGUGCAAAAAGGGGACACACUUUCAGAGUUUUACAUGUGCUACGAAAGUGCGAUUGAUAAACAGAUUCAUGAAGCUAAAAGUCUAGACAAUAGAGAUACUUCCGUCCCGAACCUUACAACAGAAAAGUUAAUCGAAAAAUAUGCAGCUCGACUUUACACGAGAUCGAUAUUUCAUAAGGUUCAAAAAGAAAUUAAAGCAAGUUGUUUUCAUAUUCAGUUGGGUGGACAACCAAUCAUAGUUGAUGGAGUCAACAAGUAUGUUGUCAAGGAUAAAUUUUUUCAGGAUAGUUUGUUUGAGGUUCGAUUGUCAUUUUCAACAAAUGACGUAUCAUGUUCUUGUCAGCUUUUUACAAGAGUUGGAUAUUUGUGCCGCCAUUGUUUUUUUUGUCUUGCCCUUUGGGGUAUUGAAGAGAUUCCACAACAAUUCUUGUGUAAUCGAUGGAUGAAAAAUGCAGUAGAUAGAUUUUGUACCUUGAACUUGGGUGACGUGGUUGGAAGUAGUGAGGGGUGGAAGACUAGAGACACGUCAAAAAGAAUUUGGAAUGUAUUUCAACGAUGUCUCGGAGAUGCAUGGAAUGAUAAUGAUUGUAUGCAGUUUUUACUAGAAGAGAUGGAAUCAUUGAGUAUUAGAAUGAAGAACAAGGUAAAGAAUCCAUGCUCAUCAAAGGAUGACAUACUCCAAGAAAUGUAUGGUGUUAGACCUUCAAGCUCAGUGACUGUUCAUCCACCAUUGCAAAGCAAUGACAAAGGCUCCCGCAAGAGAAUUAUGGGUGCUGCUGAAAAAAGUUGGGACGGCAAAGACAGGCCAAAGAGGCUUUGCAGAACAUGUAAUUCAUUGGGGUACCAUGAUUCCAGAACCUGUCCGUUGAAAGCUCAACAACUUAAACAAGAUAAAUUACCAACUCAGAAUCAGUAGCAUCAAUAUGAUGCAAAUUAUGUGUUUUCAAAUUGAAAACAGACGCCACUACACUAUACAUUCUGGAAAUGGAUUUUAAUUAACUUUUGCUAUUGUCAUUUAUUACUUUCAUUUUGUACAUUGAAAAAAGUUUUUGAUAAUUUUUAUUCAUAUUAUGCAGU